AUGGCACGCUCAACACAUUUCGCAUUCUUCGAAUUGCCGCGGGAACUGCGAGACCUGGUCUACCACUUCCUCUGGCAGGGCCACCCAUAUCAAGUAGUUGCGUACUCCAACAGAAAGACCAUACUCCGAUACAUCGCUUCGAACCAAGUGUACACCAAAAGCGCGUUUGACUCUCAGUGGACACAUACGCUCCCAGAAUGGCUGUUCAUCAACAAAGCCUUCCACACCGAAAGCAUCGCUCUCUUACUCGAGCGUUCCGAAUGGAUACGCCUCUCUAGCUCGUACUUCCAUCCCUACACCGGCACAUAUCCAAACACGGGUACAUCUACUUUAUUCGGACCUGCAACAGCCCAGGUCGUUUCCCUUUGUGAUCUCGUCUUUGCGACCGAGAUACCCCAGAGCCGCGCGGUCCUGGAGAAUCAAGCGCGCCAGCGCAUGAUAGAGCAUAGCCAGGUCGCACAAGACAUGGUAGCCCGUGGCACUGGGAGGAGGCUUCAUGUGUGGAUUGAUCUCCAGGGACGGGAUGAUCUACGAUUUGGGCUUCUGUUCGAGGAGAGGAUCGAGUACUUGACAUGCUAUCAGUGUGUUGACGUCGGCACGCUCGUUGUCUACGUCUGUAAUAUUAGCAUGUUUAAUGAUGACACGGCGCUCCCAGAACCCAUGGAUGAGCUUAAAUGCUGGGUCCGGAAGGCUGCUGGACUUGUGUUUGGCACGGAGCAGCCGGAGAUGAAGUGCGAAUGGCACGACGAAGAAAUUACUCUCAGGCCCAGUUUUGUAGACAAGAAGACGACUUGGCAUUGGUAUGAGUUUUCAAGACCGGUGUUGUAGUAGAACGGCUAAACGCUUGCAAUGCUCGGAUCAUGAACCGGGUCCAGGCGUCUUGCAAUCUCUUACAGUCUGUAACUACACAAGUUUUCGGUGUACACCACCCUCAGCAUAUCUGGCUCUCUCAUUCUAAAGCAUUUUC
Parastagonospora nodorum SN15 is the source of this 967-nucleotide messenger RNA. RefSeq lists its product as hypothetical. The coding region runs from base 1 to 828 and encodes 275 amino acids. Lineage: Eukaryota; Fungi; Ascomycota; Dothideomycetes; Pleosporales; Phaeosphaeriaceae. The transcript has a single exon. The record is from RefSeq and is a predicted model, not a curated record.